Molecule: messenger RNA, 1394 nt
Organism: Osmerus eperlanus (European smelt)
Lineage: Eukaryota; Metazoa; Chordata; Actinopteri; Osmeriformes; Osmeridae
Gene: fundc2
Product: fun14 domain containing 2
Exons: 5
Coding region: 137-586 (149 amino acids)
Biological process (GO): autophagy of mitochondrion
Cellular component (GO): mitochondrial outer membrane
Source: RefSeq, a predicted model, not a curated record
ACAGUCUAUGGUACAAACCAAACUGCGCAGUUCUGAUCCUCGUGAACAACCCCUGCAAUGAGGUGCGCUGUUUAUGUACGUCCGGGCUGAAACAGUAAUUCCAUGACAUCAUUCUCAGUUUAUUUAUUGAGGAAAAAUGGCUGAUAAGAAGAAGAAAGAUGAGACGUUUGAUGUCAUGGACCUUGCUGAAUAUGCCAAGAAACAGAGGUGGUGGAAUAGAGUCUUUGGCAAGAACAACUCGGGGCCAAUAGAAGAGAAGUAUACCGUUGCCACUCAGCUUGCUAUUGGAGGUGUGACUGGAUGGUGUGCUGGGUUUCUGUUUCAGAAAGUUGGGAAACUGGCAGCUUCUGCUGUGGGAGGAGGAUUUUUUUUGCUACAGAUUGCUAAUCACACAGGCUACAUACAAGUGGACUGGAAGAGAGUGGAGCGUGACGUGAACAAGGCCAAGAAGCAACUGAAGCUUAAUACAGAAAGGCCAACUAAGGAAGUCCGAACAAAAAUAGAUGAGGUGCAGACAUUUGUGAAGAAGAACAUCGUUCUCACAGGAGGCUUUGCAGGUGGUUUCCUGCUGGGCCUGGCUUCUUAGGAGCAUUCUUUUAUUUUACGUAAUAUCUUCAUGCCAAUGUGUUGUUAAAUCUUAAUACUAAGCAGAAACAUUGAUACAAUAGUGCAUCUCUAACUUGUGUGCUAUUUCACCUGUUAUGGUUUGGGCUUACUAUAUAUUUGGUCUGUGCAGCUAGUUGCAGUAGUGUUCUGUAUGUUACACGUUUUUCAAUUGACUCUUGUAUUUUUUCCUAUGCAUUGUAUUGUUUUGGUACACACUGCCUCUCAUUUUAUUAUUCAUUCAAAGAUGGCGGGUAAAGCGACCGUGCCCCUUAUGUGUUUUUAUUGAAUAAUUUUGGCUUUUUGUGACUAAAAAGUUUUAUGCUCAAGUUCACCCUAAUACCAAAGUGACUAUGUUCAACAACCAGAUAUCAAUUAGGUGAUCUAUUUUCAUAUGUUGAGAAAUGUUUUAUUCUUGAAUUGUAUUUAAUUGAAUAAGACAAUCAUGUUCUGUGCAUUGGCUGGCUAUUUGUACUAGAUUUAUGCUUAUGGAGUGCAAGUUUAGAUUCUGUGUGAGUACCCAGACAAGUAUAUAAUCACAAACAGCUCCAGUGUUAACCACCCCAAACGUGGAGUAAUCCUCCAAAUUAAAACACUUUUCAAAUUGUCAAUUGACAGUUCUGAACGGAUAUCUGAAGGAAAUGCACUGACAGAAAUGUUAAUCCAUUUGUUCUCCAUGCAACCUGUGGCCAAACAAAACCAUAUCAGGAAUGUGCGGUACUUGAAUUGUUUUAUUUAGCAAAUGAUACAUGGUAUAUCAUUCUAAUCAAAAUAAAUUCUGAAUGACAAUU